AUGGCCUUUUCACAAGCUGCGAACCUGGUAGAGCGCAUAAUCGGCCAUGAUGAUAAUGCCUCCAUUACCACGGAUAUCAGCAACUACAAUGAGACUGGCACGGAAACUAAUAACAAAAUUCUAGCGACCACUUGGCAAGGGAAGAACCAGGUGAAACUAGUACAAAUGCCAAAACCCUUAGUCGUUGACCCAGGAGAUGUCAUCGUGAAGGUGACAGGAAGCACAAUCUGUGGAAGCGAUCUCCAUCUUUAUCACGGAGUCAUUCCACAACUUCAAAAAGGGGAUGUACUAGGUCACGAAUGCUGCGGUAUAGUGGAAAGCAUUGGGCCCGAAUCAAAGAAGCUUAGCAUCGGUGAUCGCGUGGUCGUCUCGUUUCCUAUUGCCUGUGGCGACUGUAACAACUGUCGCCAUGAGCGGUUCUCCCAGUGCGAGAGAACGAACGAGAACAAAAUCGAGAAUGUGAUGUAUGGAAAGCGUACAGCUGGCAUGUUUGGGUAUUCUCAUUUCACUGGAGGCUUUGCUGGUGGACAGGCAGAGUACAUCCGAGUUCCAUAUGGAGAUGUCAACCUACUUCAGAUACCCGAUGAUGUUCCAGAUGAGAAAGCACUCUACGUGUCUGAUGUUUUGGCAACAUCCUGGCAUUGUGUCGUGGAUACUGGUGUUGAGAAGGGUGAUGUCGUCGGAAUCUGGGGUGCCGGGCCAAUCGGGCAGAUGUGCGCUGAAUUUAGCCUUCUUCAUGGGGCUAGUCGGGUGAUACUCAUCGACGGCGGGGAUGCCGCUUGGAGAUUGGCAUUCGUGAAGGAGAAACUGCCCAAGAUUGAAACUCUCGAUUUUUCUAGUCUACCUCGAGGAGAGUCUGUGACAUCUCAGCUGAAGCAGAUUGCACCAAGAGGUCUUGACGUUGCGCUUGAGUGUGCUGCUGGCGAGUAUGCAAAAGGAUGGGCUCACUACUUUGAGAUGAUGCUCGGGAUGGAGACGGAUACGUCUGAGCUUCUAAAUGAGAUGAUUACAUCUGUCCGGGCGUUCGGGCGAGUCGGCGUUACUGGCAUAUACGCUGGAUAUACUAAUCAUUUCAAUAUCGGUGCCUUGAUGGAAACUGGUGUACGCCUCAUUGGAAAUGGCCAGGCUCCAGUGCAUAAGUAUUGGGAGCAUCUCAUGAACCUCAUCCAGAAGGGAGAUAUAAACCCGCUCAACAUGGUGACCCAUCGACUUCGACUUGAAGAUAUUGAGAAAGUCUAUGAAGCUUUUGACAAGCGCGAGGGAAUGCAAAAGAUCUUCAUACAGACUAGACACUCUAACCCUCCUUCUACAGAUGCACUCAAGUCUACGAUAUAA
Molecule: messenger RNA, 1335 nt
Organism: Penicillium odoratum
Lineage: Eukaryota; Fungi; Ascomycota; Eurotiomycetes; Eurotiales; Aspergillaceae
Product: zinc-dependent alcohol dehydrogenase
Exons: 5
Coding region: 1-1335 (444 amino acids)
Molecular function (GO): zinc ion binding; oxidoreductase activity
Source: RefSeq, a predicted model, not a curated record